CCUCCCCCUCCUCCUCCCCCUCCUCCUCCCCCUCCUCCUCCCCCUCCUCCUCUCCCUCCUCCUCUCCCUCCUCCGCUCCCUCCUCCUCUCCCUCCUCCUUCCCCUCCUCCUCUCCCUCCUCCUCUCCCUCCUCCGCUCCCUCCUCCGCUCCCUCCUCCUCUCCCUCCUCCUUCCCCUCCUCCUCUCCCUCCUCCUUCCCCUCCACCCCCUCCUCCUCCCCCUCCUCCUCCCCCUCCUCCUCCCCCUCCUCCUCCCCCUCCUCCUCUCCCUCCUCCUCUCCCUCCUCCGCUCCCUCCUCCUCUCCCUCCUCCUUCCCCUCCUCCUCUCCCUCCUCCUCUCCCUCCUCCUUCCCCUCCUCCUCUCCCUCCUCCUCUCCCUCCUCCGCUCCCUCCUCCUCUCCCUCCUCCUCCCCCUCCUCCUCUCCCUCCUCCUUCCCCUCCUCCUCUCCCUCCUCCUCUCCCUCCUCCGCUCCCUCCUCCUCUCCCUCCUCCUCCCCCUCCUCCUCUCCCUCCUCCUCUCCCUCCUCCUUCCCCUCCUCCUCUCCCUCCUCCUCUCCCUCCUCCUCCCCCUCCUCCUCUCCCUCCUCCUCUCCCUCCUCCUCUCUCUCUUCCUCCUCCUUCCCCUCCUCCUCUCCCUCCUCCUCCUUCCCCUCCUCCUCUCCCUCCUCCUCUCCCUCCUCCGCUCCCUCCUCCUCUCCCUCCUCCUCUCUCUCUUCCUCCUCCUUCCCCUCCUCCUCUCCCUCCUCCUCCUCCCCCUCCUCCUCCCCCUCCUCCUCCCCCUCCUCCUCCCCCUCCUCCUCCCCCUCCUCCUCUCCCUCCUCCUCUCCCUCCUCCGCUCCCUCCUCCUCUCCCUCCUCCUUCCCCUCCUCCUCUCCCUCCUCCUCUCCCUCCUCCGCUCCCUCCUCCUCUCCCUCCUCCUCUCCCUCCUCCUCCCCCUCCUCCUCUCCCUCCUCCUUCCCCUCCUCCUCUCCCUCCUCCUCUCCCUCCUCCGCUCCCUCCUCCUCUCCCUCCUCCUCUCCCUCCUCCUCCCCCUCCUCCUCUCCCUCCUCCUCUCCCUCCUCCUUCCCCUCCUCCUCUCCCUCCUCCUCUCCCUCCUCCUCCCCCUCCUCCUCUCCCUCCUCCUCUCCCUCCUCCUCUCUCUCUUCCUCCUCCUUCCCCUCCUCCUCUCCCUCCUCCUCUCUCUCUUCCUCCUCAUUCCCCUCCUCCUCUCCCUCCUCCUCCUCUCCCUCCUCCUCCCCCUCCUCCUCCUCCUCCUCUCCCUCCUCCUCCCCCUCCUCCUCUCCCUCCUCCUCCCCCUCCUCCUUCCCCUCCUCCUCUCCCUCCUCCUCCUUCCCCUCCUCCUCUCCCUCCUCCUCCCCCUCCUCCUUCCCCUCCUCCUCUCCCUCCUCCUCCCCCUCCUCCUCCCCCUCCUCCUUCCCCUCCUCCUCUCCCUCCUCCUCCUUCCCCUCCUGAUGACGGCUUCCUCACUGUAACAUCAUCUGCCAGCCAGAGGCCUGAAGCCAUCGAGGAUCUGGGUGGAAAUUAG
Molecule: messenger RNA, 1524 nt
Organism: Symphalangus syndactylus (siamang)
Lineage: Eukaryota; Metazoa; Chordata; Mammalia; Primates; Hylobatidae
Product: basic proline-rich protein-like
Source: RefSeq, a predicted model, not a curated record